AUGAGGUUCCUGAACAGGGGGGAUGCUCGGGUUCUAGAUAGGAUGGCGGCGGAGAGUGAGGUGGCGUGGGAUUGGGCGGCGGCGGCGGCGGAGGCCGAUGCGGAGGUGGAGGCGGAGGCCAACUCCUCGGCCUCUGCCGGGAGCGGAUACCUUCAGAAGUUUGCACUUUACAAGACUGCACUGAAAUUUUAUAUGGUUGGAAGAGACAAGAGUAGAAGGCUAUGGAGAGUGCUAACAAUUGAUCGAUCAGAGCCUUGUGAAUUGAACAUCACUGAAGACCCCACCACAUACUCGGAAAUUGAAUGCUAUGACUCAUUGAAACGAAUACAUGAUGAGAACAGGUCGUCUGGGGGACUAAACUUUGUUACCAAAUGCUAUGGAAUUGUUGGGUUUUUCAAGUUUCUAGGGCCUUACUACAUGUUGCUCAUUACAAGAAGAAGAAAAAUUGGCACCAUAUGUGGCCAUGCGGUGUAUGCUAUCUUGAAGAGCGAAACAAUUGCAUUCCCACAUUCUACCGUGGGGUCCAAUAUGGCUAAUUCUAAGGAUGAGAACAGAUACAUGAGGCUCCUAUGCAUGGUAGAUCUCACGAAGGACUUCUUCUUCAGCUACUCAUACAAUGUAAUGCGUAGUCUUCAGAAGAAUGCAUGCGAUGGGGAGACAGGACAGGCUCUUUAUGAAACAAUGUUUGUCUGGAACGAGUUCUUGACGCGUGGGAUUCGGAAUCAUCUCAAGAACACUAUAUGGACGGUUGCAUUGGUAUAUGGAUUUUUUGUUCAGGAAAAACUCUCGAUCUCUGAGAAGGAUUUCAUAUUGACACUCAUUGCCAGACGCUCACGCCAUUUUGCUGGAACCAGGUACCUGAAGCGUGGUGUUGAUGAAAAGGGCAGGGUUGCCAAUGAUGUGGAGACAGAGCAGAUUGUGUUUGAAGAUGUCUCGGGAGAAGUUCCCACACAAGUAACUUCUGUUGUACAAAACAGAGGUUCAAUACCCCUUUUUUGGUCCCAGAAAACUACAGGACUGAAUGUUAAGCCUGAUAUCAUCUUGCACAAAAAAGACCAGAACUAUGAAGCUUCGAGACUCCACUUUGACAAUCUUGUAAAGAGAUAUGGGAAUCCAAUAAUUAUUUUGAACUUGAUUAAGACAUGUGAGAAGAAGCCUCGAGAAUCCUUGCUCCGUGCAGAAUUUGUGCAUGUGAUUGAUUAUAUAAAUAAAGAUUUAUCAGAAGAAAGCCGCUUGAGAUUCUUACAUUGGGAUCUUCACAAGCAUUCCCGAAGAAAAGAUAUAAAUGUGCUGGCGUUAUUGGGCAAAGCAGCAGCUUGUGCAUUGGAUCUAACUGGCAUCUUUUAUUGUCGAGUGAUACCUGUUUUACCAAUUCAGGUUGCUCCAAAGUGGCCAAUCAUUGCGAAAGAUACUGCUGGUGACAGUCCAUGCAAUAUUUACGACAGCAGAGCCGGUGUUGUUAAAUCUGGAAAUGGAUCAUCAGAAGAUAAGGGGAACUCUAAUAUCUCCGGAAGUGAAUCUCCUGCGGAUAACUCUGAAACGGAUGGAAGCUCUUUGAGCAAACAACCUACUUUUCAAAAAGGUGUCCUCAGGACAAAUUGUAUAGACUGCUUGGAUCGCACAAAUAUUGCCCAAUAUGCCUAUGGUUUAGCUGCUCUUGGGCACCAGCUUCAUGCCCUGGGCUUUAUAGAUGUCCCUGGAAUUGAUCAAGAUGCCCCUUUGGCUGGGGAUCUAAUGGGUUUCUAUGAGAGGAUGGGUGAUGCUCUUGCUCUACAAUAUGGCGGAUCUGGUGCCCACAACAAGAUAUUCUGUGAGAGGAGAGGACAAUGGAAAGCAACAACACAGUCUCAGGAGUUAUUCAAGACUCUUCACCGAUACUACAGCAACAUGUACACGGAUGCUAAAAAACAGGAUGCUAUAAAUGUGUUCCUGGGGCACUUCCAACCCCAACAAGGUAAACCAGCACUUUGGGAACUGCUGCAUUCAAAUCAGCAUUCCAAUAUUGGUAGGCAUGGUGAUGAAACUGCUAGAUCAGUUAUUAAAAAAUCCCUAUCAGAAUUGCCUCAAAGAAUGCACCUGCAGGGAGACGACAAAGGUCUUUGUGAAAGCGACAUGUCAUAUUCUAGAUGCACAUCAGCAAUGCAACUUCUUGCAGACGGUGAACAUGGAUAUUCUACUGAACAUAGAGUUAAUGAAUCAAACUGUUCAAAUUUUCUGGACCUUGAUUGGGAGGAAGAAGCUUCUGAAAGGUCGUAUUCUAUUGAUCCUGGUCUUCUUGGCAACUUCGUGCAUGUCAAUGUUCUCAUUCUGGACAAGUAUGCGUCGAUGAAAAGUGUAAGGUCCUCGCUUAUCAACUCACCUUUUGAGAAUCUAUCCACUGAAAAUGUCAUGAAUGGUGUGAAUACUGAAACAACAAGUGAGGAAGGGUCUUGUAGUAAGUUGGAACAACACAAAUGGUUCUUCUGCGCAAUAUUUUAUAUUUUCAGCUACGUCGUGUGCUCUUAUCCAUUUCCUGGGAACUCUUUAUUUAUUGGCAACAGGGAACAGAAGAAACCAAUAGAUCACUGCCCGGUGAUGCCACUGAAAGUUCCAGCAUUCCUAAUGAAUUUUCCGAAAGCUUCGCACAAUGGGUUGCCCAUGGGGGUACUUUUCGUAAAUAACGAGAAGACGUGCUCCUAA
Molecule: messenger RNA, 2679 nt
Organism: Elaeis guineensis (African oil palm)
Lineage: Eukaryota; Viridiplantae; Streptophyta; Magnoliopsida; Arecales; Arecaceae
Source: RefSeq, a predicted model, not a curated record